Molecule: messenger RNA, 3145 nt
Organism: Dama dama (fallow deer)
Lineage: Eukaryota; Metazoa; Chordata; Mammalia; Artiodactyla; Cervidae
Gene: BMP7
Product: bone morphogenetic protein 7
Exons: 7
Coding region: 22-1317 (431 amino acids)
Biological process (GO): SMAD protein signal transduction
Cellular component (GO): extracellular region
Molecular function (GO): cytokine activity; growth factor activity
Source: RefSeq, a predicted model, not a curated record
GUCGCGCGUAGAGCCGGCGCGAUGCACAUGCGCUCGCUGCGCGCCGCGGCGCCGCACAGUUUCGUGGCGCUCUGGGCGCCGCUGUUCCUUCUGCGCUCCGCCCUGGCCGACUUCAGCCUGGACAACGAGGUGCACUCGAGCUUUAUCCACCGGCGCCUCCGCAGUCAGGAGCGCCGAGAGAUGCAGCGCGAGAUCCUCUCCAUCUUGGGCUUGCCCCAUCGCCCGCGCCCCCACCUCCAGGGCAAGCACAACUCGGCGCCCAUGUUCAUGCUGGACCUGUACAAUGCCAUGGCGGUGGAGGAGGGCGGCGGGCCCGACGGCCAGGGCUUCUCCUACCCCUACAAGGCCGUCUUCAGUACCCAGGGCCCCCCUCUGGCCAGCCUGCAAGAUAGCCACUUCCUCACCGACGCCGACAUGGUCAUGAGCUUCGUCAACCUCGUGGAACAUGACAAAGAGUUCUUCCACCCGCGCUACCACCACCGGGAGUUCCGGUUUGAUCUCUCCAAGAUCCCAGAAGGGGAGGCCGUGACUGCAGCUGAGUUCCGGAUUUACAAGGACUACAUCCGGGAACACUUCCACAAUGAGACAUUCCGGAUCAGUGUCUACCAGGUGUUGCAAGAGCACUUGGGCAGGGAGUCCGACCUGUUCCUGCUCGACAGCCGCACCCUCUGGGCCUCAGAGGAGGGCUGGCUCGUUUUUGACAUCACGGCCACCAGCAACCACUGGGUAGUCAACCCGCGGCACAACCUGGGCCUGCAGUUGUCGGUAGAGACUCUGGACGGGCAGAGCAUCAACCCCAAGUUGGCAGGCCUGAUCGGGCGGCAGGGGCCCCAGAACAAGCAGCCCUUCAUGGUGGCCUUCUUCAAGGCCACUGAAGUCCACCUCCGCAGCACCCGCUCCACAGGAGGCAAGCAGCGCAGCCAGAAUCGCUCCAAGACGCCCAAGAACCAGGAAGCCCUGCGGGUGGCCAAUGUCGCAGAAAACAGCAGCAGCGACCAGAGGCAGGCAUGUAAGAAGCACGAGCUAUACGUCAGCUUCCGGGACCUGGGCUGGCAGGACUGGAUCAUUGCACCCGAAGGCUAUGCUGCCUACUACUGUGAGGGGGAGUGCGCCUUCCCUCUGAAUUCCUACAUGAACGCCACCAACCACGCCAUUGUGCAGACGCUGGUACACUUCAUCAACCCGGAAACGGUGCCCAAGCCUUGCUGUGCUCCGACUCAGCUCAAUGCCAUCUCCGUGCUCUACUUCGAUGACAGCUCCAACGUCAUCCUGAAGAAAUACAGAAACAUGGUUGUCCGGGCUUGUGGCUGCCACUAGCUCUUCCUGGAAGUCACACGCUUCCGGGUCACGUUUUUCUGGAUCCUGGGUCUCUCACCGUCCAGCACCUCCCACUGCCUCGGCGAGGAGCCAGCAGACCACCUGCAUUUUGUGAGGCCUUCCCGUUCCCUCUCCCCAACCAUAAUGCUGUUAGGAGUGUUAAGGAAUUUGAGAGGCAGAUGGCUUUUGAUCCGUUUUUCAUCAGCAUCCUACGGACAAGAUCGUACAAGCUGCUGCAGGCAAAACCUAACAGGAAAAAAAUAUAUAUAUCAAGAAAAAUUGCUGGGCCCCGAUCGCUGGCUGUGAAGUCUCAGCCGUGUACCGACUCGUUCCCAGGGGUAAUUACGACACCCUUCAGCCCGGCCACCAGCAGCGGGAGGAAGGGGGUGUGGCCAGGGGUGGGCACGCUCUUGUUUGUGUGAGAGGAAGUCCAACGCAGAAGUCCCUGUAAUAAAUGUCACAAUAAAACGAAUGAAUGAAAAUGGUUAGGAUGGUACAGAUAUAUUUUCCUAAACGAUUUAUCCCCAUUUCUUGGUUUACUCUGAUUUCAUAAACAGAAGCUGUGGCUGGCGGGGAGAAUGGAGGCCCCCUUUCUGUGCCAUUCCAGUUUCAUUCUGAGGCUUGCCCAGGCCCGCUGUUUAUGUAGACUACCCCAAAGCCAAGAUUUGGCCAGCGAAGGAGAGGGAAAAUUUCUCCUUGGAGUUGCGAGUGUGUUGACCUUGAAGGAUAAAUAGGUUCCAUCAUUCAGCCGGGUGCCUGGUGGCAGAAAUUAAGAUAAGUGUGAAGCACUGGCAGACACUUGGAUUUAGUUUUCCGACUCUCCCCCCAGUAGGAAGUCAGUGAGAGGUGGCAGUCAGAGGAGAAAAGCAGUCAGGACAAAACUUGCAGCUCAAUCCUAAGUUAGGGCCACCAUAGCCCUAUUUUAAGAAGCACACUAGCUCUUAACAGGGGUGGGUGGGCAGGAGGGUCAUCCAUCCCCCAAGCAGACUCCUUUAUUGAUAGCAGCAUCCUAAAGUCUGGGCUCUGACGAGGGCCUCUGUAGUCACUGGGUUUCGUUCGCAGACCCCUAUGGGAGGACCCUGCAAAAGAAUCAGCCCCUGGAAGCAAGGGAAAGAUGACACAGUGGGAGGUCUGUUGGGAGCAGGAUGUGCAGUUACGCAUCUCAAAUGGAAGGCUGAGGAAGCUGUCUUGAGAGUGUCCUGACUGGAAGGUACCAUUUCUGAUGUGGCCCUUGGCACACGCCUCCCUCACCUUAGCCAGAAGGUCCCCAGCCUCCAGCUGCACCAUGGGCCCUGGAGACCACCAGGCUGUCUGUGAACAAAGAACAAGGUUAUCCAGGUGACGCCUGCAGCCCCUUGGAUCUGGUCUAGUGAAGAACUGUCUCUCCAUGUUGAUUAAGUUGGUUCCUGGAAAAACGGGGCCCUGUUUUAAUUUUCUUUUUUCUUCUUCAGUAGCUUGGGCUGCAGCCUUCACUCUGCCUUGUCAAUGGGGAAGAGUUGCUGUUUUUGUUACAUUUUGUUUUGUCUGUUGACAGAUCUGGGGAUCUGGCGUGAUUCCCUCUUGCUGCAAGCUUUUACACCACGUACACCCCUAGCAUCAUUUGUACACUGAAACCUGUAAAUAGCUGUUACAAAACAAAGAAAUUAUUUAUGUCCAUCUGAAGCUCAUUUUAGACCCUCUCCAAUCCCUUGUUCAGGACAACAAGCUUGCUUUCCUCCAACCUGUUUAUUUUCUUAUUUAAGACUAUUUAUUAAAUGGUCAGACCGAUGUACCUUCAGCCAUUGCAUAGAGCAGUCCUCAGAGAAAAUGCUGUAUAUAGACAAAAUAA